Molecule: messenger RNA, 5907 nt
Organism: Alosa sapidissima (American shad)
Lineage: Eukaryota; Metazoa; Chordata; Actinopteri; Clupeiformes; Clupeidae
Gene: kcnn1a
Product: potassium intermediate/small conductance calcium-activated channel, subfamily N, member 1a
Exons: 10
Coding region: 26-2887 (953 amino acids)
Biological process (GO): potassium ion transmembrane transport
Cellular component (GO): neuronal cell body; plasma membrane; neuron projection
Molecular function (GO): calmodulin binding; small conductance calcium-activated potassium channel activity
Source: RefSeq, a predicted model, not a curated record
ACAACAAGACGCGGCUAUUGAGGGGAUGCGGCAUCGAUACGCGGGAGCUGUCCAGCAGCACCAAUUCCCCGACGCAGAACAACGCAACGCUCAGAGCAAUCCAGCGAUUUCUCAAAAAGGAAAUUCGAGUUCAGUCGCACCCCUUUUCAGUUUGCCACCCCCUCCUCCAUCGCAGAGAGAACGAUCAACCACCUCCUAUCAUCAAAACCACCAUGACCUGCCUUGCCAGAAUCAGUCAGCUACGCAGGCUGUCCACGUCCGUCAGUUGCAGUACGGCAAGCCCCCGUAUUUGACAAGUCAGGAGAUUGUUCCACAACCUGCACGCCAAGGAUGCCCAUUUGAAACCAACCUUUCGCGGCCGCAGGAGACCUCUGAAGCCUCGGUGGCUUCAACGCAGACGGAGGUGUUCCUUAUCGAGAGCCGCCACUGCAGUUUUUCUACGGAGGCGAACCAUACUCAUCAGCGUGAAACCCACAUAUGCCCGCAGCCCUCCCCUUCUCACCUGCCGCCGCCUCUGUUUUCGCAGAAUCCUAGUACGACGAAGAAUUUUCAGUAUAGCGCUAAUUACCAGCGCGGAGACAUUGCGCAACAGAAAGCGGGGGUUUUUGAGCAGCGAGACCAAAAGCAAUUGUUGCAGCAACAGCAGUGCAGCGCUACAGGGCUUCAACAAAAUAACACAUCCUCACACUCAGUCACACAAAACUCAUGUCAAGGACAGAUUAAUGUGUUUGAGCCAACGGUGACGAAUCAGCGAUAUUUUGAAUCUCCGGCUCGCGACCUGCAGCAGCAACAGCCUCAAUUGCGCGCUCAACGACAAUUACUAGUAGGGAGCAGCCUGCCUAUCAACUAUUGCACCAAAGGCGCGGGAGAGCGGUGCAGAAAUAACCAAGCACCGCCACUGCAACAACAUUGGCAAGAGGACGUACGCGGACUGCAUAUCCACCCGCUCCCACAAAAUCCGCAAUCCAGUGGCCAUGAGACUGAUGAACUAGACGAGAAAGUCAGCAAACGACAGCGGCAACAGUACCAGAUACCUAAACAUGAACGUCGACUGGUGAGAAACUCGUCUGAAACCAGUAGCAGCAACAGCAGCCCACCAUACGGAUCUAGCAACCAAUUGUGGCCAGAGAGUCGUUACCAAGAAGAGCGAAGGAGUCGAUCAGAGAAACAAAAGGUCAAUGCUGAGAGAACGACGCUGAGCCAUGCUGGAUCCAAGCCCUCAGUCUCCGCGAGCAGCCACUCGUUGCCUAAGAUAGCCAUGAACAGCUGCAAGUACAAUGGGGGCGUGGUGAGACCACUGGGCAGCCUGGCGUCGUCACGACGCAACCUGGAGGAACACGACUCGGAGACCCAGCCGCUGCAGACGCUGCACAGCUCUGGCCUGGAGGUGGUGGUCUCCAAGGGCAAUGGCGAGGACCGCAGCAAGGCGUCCAACGAGAGCCUGGUCAGAGAGGGCGGCGGGAACGCGCCGCAAAAGAAAAACAAGGACAUUGGCUACAAGCUUGGCCACCGCAGGGCCCUGUUUGAGAAGCGCAAGCGGCUCAGUGACUACGCCUUGAUAUUUGGCAUGUUUGGGAUUGUUGUCAUGGUCACAGAGACUGAACUAUCUUGGGGGGUUUAUACUAAGGAAUCCUCAUAUUCAUUUGCACUGAAAUGCCUUAUCAGCCUCUCCACUGUUAUUUUGCUUGGUCUUAUUAUAAUGUACCAUGCCCGGGAAAUCCAGCUCUUCAUGGUGGACAACGGUGCAGACGACUGGAGGAUCGCCAUGACGUACGAGCGCAUCUUCUUCAUCGUGCUGGAGCUGCUAGUCUGCGCCAUCCACCCCAUCCCGGGCCAGUACGUCUUCACGUGGACGGCGCGCCUGGCCUUCACCUACGUGCCCUCGGUGGCUGACGCCGACGUGGACAUCAUCCUGUCCAUCCCCAUGUUCCUGCGCCUCUACCUGAUCGGCCGCGUCAUGCUGCUGCACAGCAAGCUGUUCACGGACGCCUCGUCGCGCAGCAUCGGCGCGCUCAACAAGAUCAACUUCAACACGCGCUUCGUCAUGAAGACGCUCAUGACCAUCUGCCCCGGCACCGUGCUGCUGGUCUUCAGCAUCUCCUCCUGGAUCAUCGCCGCCUGGACGGUGCGCGUCUGCGAGAGGUACCACGACAAACAGGAAGUGACCAGUAACUUCCUGGGGGCGAUGUGGCUAAUCUCUAUAACUUUCCUCUCUAUUGGCUAUGGAGACAUGGUUCCACACACGUACUGUGGCAAGGGCGUGUGUCUGCUGACGGGAAUCAUGGGAGCUGGUUGCACUGCACUAGUGGUUGCUGUGGUAGCCAGGAAAUUGGAACUCACCAAGGCUGAGAAACAUGUCCACAACUUCAUGAUGGAUACACAGCUCUGUAAACGAGUUAAGAACACAGCUGCCAAUGUACUCAGGGAAACAUGGCUCAUCUACAAACACACAAAGUUAGUCAAGAAGAUUGAUCACGCCAAAGUGCGCAAACACCAGCGCAAGUUUCUACAGGCCAUCCAUCAAGCUCAGAAGCUUCGCAGUGUGAAGAUGGAGCAGAGGAAGCUCAAUGACCAGGCAAACACCCUGGUGGACCUGGCUAAGACCCAAAAUGUGAUGUACGACCUGGUGUCGGAGCUGCAGGAGCGCAGCGAGGAGCUGGACAAGCGCAUCGGCACGCUGGAGGACAAGCUGGACUCGGUGACGGGCACCCUCCAGGCCCUGCCCUGUCUCAUCUCGCAAGCCAUAACCCAGCAGCAGCAGGACCUCCUCGACGGCUUCAUGCACCGCUACCGACCUGGCUCGCUGGGCUCAGAGCGCUCGUGGACCCCCUCGCGGCGCCGGCGGUCCCCCUCUACGGUGCCGCACACCUCCUCUGACAGUGGCUAGCUGACCCUGGGGCGGGCGCUGGCACUCACGCUGGCACAGGUGGACCGGACAUUAACGCUGCUGCAGCUCCAGCACAGACGCUCUUUUCGCAAGCAGACACAGCUAGCGACAACUGAGAACCGACAUCAAGAGACCUAACCCAAUCAUUAAAAAAUAGUAGAUUUAUGGUUUAUGUUUUGGCCAUUGUAUGGCUGUUCAAGUUAGCUUUUUUGUAAAGAGAGAGAAUGAAAUGGCAGGAGGUGGAAGAAGUACAUGCCAUUACUAUUGCAUAGGAUAUUUUACACAACAUGCCAAGUUUAAGGAUUCUGUUCCCUUGUUCUUUUAAAGGGAAAAUGGGGAUGCGACUAACUUUUUUUAGUUAUAUAUUGGCAUGUUACUUUUUAGUGCCUGAAUGUAUAAAUUGUGGAGGGUUGUUAAUUUACACAUUUUGGAGCGGGUUUUUUGUACACUGUUGAUACAAGCAUUGCAUUCCUUUUUCAGAUACAUUCCUCUUCAGAGAACGCUGUCUUAAUAUGAUGUUUACCAUUACCUCCAUUAUGCAGUUUACUCUAUGUUUAAAAUAUUUUCUAUGUUUACUAACUGAAAGGCAAGAAAGUGAGACCAACAGAAAGAGAAAGUGAAAGGCAGAUUAUGAACAAGGUAGAAUAGAAAGAAAGAAAGAAAGAAAGAAAGAAAGAUAAAUAAAUAUACAAGGGUAAAUGGAGAAAGGAAGGAAGGCCAUACAAAUGUAAAGUUAAUUAUCAUCCGAUUUAACCUGAAACCUCAUUGUCACAAAUCAGAGCUUCCACAGGUCUUUGCAUUAUGGCAAGGCUGCUUAUUGUAGGCUAUGGGAGUGCUCUUGGCUAUGGUAGGCACAGAAAAACCUAGCCCCAAUGCAUGUAUCAGUGCAUCUUUGUGGUGAAUGGCUACUUGAUGGUUUUGGGGAUAUGUUGUGUUAAUUCUAUUGGUUUUUUUCUUUUUGCUUUUAUACCAGGAUGUUUUUAUAAGUUUAGAUUUGCAGAUAUCCUGAUUAGAGGUGCAAUACUGUGAGACCUAGCGAUGCACCCUUAUGAUGACAUCACUGGCUUUGUAAGAGACAAUGGAUGCGUGCUAGCUACAAAGAUCACAUCGCUGAAUGCUUCUGCAAAAGGAUAAACAAGAGGUCUGUGAAGGACAUUGCCCUCUUCUCUAUCCCUUGUUUUGAUAUUGAUUGCUUUAAAUGUGGAGGUACUCUAUUUAACUUUCAGGGUUUAACUUUUUGGAUAACUCAUGGUUUUUAGUUUAGUCAUCUUAGGGCAAUAUUUAAUCGUUUUUUGUUUUGUUUUUUAAAGCCUUGUUAACGUCUAUUGCUUAUUUUUGCUGCUUUUGCAGAUUAACACAAAGUUAGCUAUGGAGAAUGAAUUACAGGGAUGUCAGUACAAUUAUUUGAGCAUUUUUUAUGGCAUUCACAGGGUAAGAGGUCUCAUGGCAAUGUCCACAAAUUUACAACAGCCUUGGGUGUACAUCAAAGUAUUCAUUUUAAGUUCCCAUAAAAAAAAGCAACUAUCAGUUUCAGUAGAGUUAUGUCAAAUUAUGCAUAUAUGCAUACACCAAAACAGAACUAUACUUCAACAACAUUGGAAAGCACAUGUGCAAAGAUGCACAAAUUCCUACAAAUCUUAAAUGUAAUGUUCAGCUUUAAAGACAUUUGAAGAUAUCCUCAUGCAGGCUCCUCCCAGUAGGCCCAGGUACUAUGAAUUGCAUUACUCCUCUGAUUUGACUUCAAAUCUCUGUUCUUCCCCUCUUGUUAAUAACAUGAAUAGCAAGCACACUUUGGAAAGGAUGUGGGAAUCUCGGAUCAAUCAAAUGGCACACAAUCAAGUGCCGUGUAGGGCAACGUGCUCACGCCAUUUGCACCAAACCCCCACGUUUCCACUCUAGUGUCUUAGUUUUACAGUCACCGAUUCCAGUAUGGUGACCCAAAUGUAAGUAGUACAAGGCCCAUCCGAGGGGACCCUCAGAAGACAAUGAGUAAUUUCACAAGUGAUCCAGAGUGAGUGGAUAGAGAGAUCCAAGUGGCUGGCGUGUAGUGAGGCAUACUCUAUUUUUAUCUGUAGAAUGACCAUCUUUGUGACCUUCCUAUAAAUGAAAUAGAUUCUGUAGAGGAAAUGGUUUUGUAUGUCCCCAGGGUAAAUGUACAUAGCCACAUGGGUGCUUGUGGUGGGGUCUCAUGUCUUAAGUCCUGUGAUUUUGUACGUGCAGGAAGAGGUUGCCCGAGAGGCUCUGCCAUAACGGCACUGACAUGUUUCAGAGAAAUACAUUUAAGUCACUAGAUGUAAUGACAGUGGAACAAUGAAUAAAUCAAACCUCUUUGAAAUGUUCUUCUAGCAGGUGGUAAAGACUGGCACUAUGUUUACAGUAUGAGUCUCAGUAAAAUGGGAAAUAUUCCACCCCAACUUCCUUAUUCUACACCCUAGUGGUUGACUGAGUUGUAGGUAUUUGUUGUUCUCCAGUCUGUAUAAAGAUGAUAUAGAGGACUGAGUGAGUAACUACAAAAUUCAAUUUCAAAAAACAUACUCUGAUUAAACUAAGCAAGCAGAAAAAGCUCAGUCCCAUUAGGUGAAAGUAAUCUAUUUUAUACUAAGGGAUAUUGAAUCAGAGCCAUGCUUCAUAUUGAGUGUUUCUGGAAGUAUGUAUUUGUCCUCUGUGAGGGCUUUUAAGAGUACACACGGGGGAGAUCUUGAAAGCUUUACCGUAUCUUUUGUUUCUUUUGCAUCGUACCUUCCUGCCGUACUGGCUUAAAAGCCUUCAAACAAAACACCAGUCAAUGAUCAGUGGGUCACAAUACCAAGACAAGCAUUUCUCUAAAGAACAAGAUGAUUACUGAUCAACAAGUCAACAAGAUACAGCAGAGAUGUUUUGUAAAAUUAGUCUACUUCUCUGUGCUGGCAUUAGAUUGUAUUCCAACUGGACAUGAUUAAUAAAAAAAAUUGGAAAUUGUAUUACCAUAGUUUUGUGUACACUGCCACAUUGCUCAUAUGUAGUUGCACUGGAAUAAAUGA